Molecule: messenger RNA, 991 nt
Organism: Rubroshorea leprosula
Lineage: Eukaryota; Viridiplantae; Streptophyta; Magnoliopsida; Malvales; Dipterocarpaceae
Source: the annotation of a GenBank genome assembly
AAAAUUUUUUUUGCUUAAUUUUGCUUCAUUUUCAUAACAUGAACAUGCUACCAGAAGCUUGCUUGUCUGAGAUUCUAUCCCUUACAUCCCCAGAAGAUGCAUUCAGAUCAUCUCUAGUUUCGACGAGUUUCAGGUCUGCAACUGAGUCGGAUUUGGUCUGGGAGAGAUUUCUACCUUCAGAUUAUAGGGAAAUUAUCUCCAGAUUGAUUAAUCCUCUCAAGUUUUCCUCAAAGAAAGAGCUUUUCCUUAGCUUGUGCUGCCCUGUUCUCAUUGACGCUGGCACCAAGAGCUUCAAGUUGGAAAAAUCAUCUGGGAAAAAGUCCUACAUUUUAUCAGCAAGUGAGCUGUCCAUCACAUGGGGCAGUGAUCCUAUUCGUUGGGGAUGGAUAUCUAGCACAUCAUCAUCAAGGUUUUCUAAGGUAGCCGUGUUGAGAACAACAGAAUGGCUAGAGAUAAGAGGAAAGAUUAGAAUGCGAAUGCUAACGCCAAAUACUACAUAUGAGGCUUAUCUUAUAAUGAAAAUCUCUAAUUGGGCCUACGGGUUGGAUUCCAGGCCAUUGGUGAUGUCAAUUGAAGUAAGGGGACAAGUUUUUAGUCGAAAGGCUUUUCUGCAAAAACACGGUGGGAUCGAGAAAGAAGAGAUUGAAGGCGACUGGGGAGUGCUGAGGGGAAGAGAUGAUGGGUGGAUGAAGAUUAGGUUAGGAGGGUUCUUCAAUGGGGAAGACGAUAAGGAGGCGACAAUGAGUUUGAGGGAAGUCAAAGGUUGCCAACUUAAAGGUGGGCUUGUAAUUGAAGGCAUUGAAGUGAGACCUAAACAAUUAGGCUUAGCUAAUUUUGUGUUGUGAAAUUUUAGCAAUGGUUUCCUUUUUCUUGAAAGUUUGGAAUCCCCUAGUCACCUAAACAAUGAGGCUUACCUAAUUCUUUUAAUUCGAAUUUUAAUCAUCAUUCCAUUUCCUAUUUUCAAGAAAUAAAAUAAAAUAUAAUCAUCAUU